CGACAGGCGCAGGAAUCAUGGACGCUCCGCAGCGCGCCGCCCCUCUCUGAGCUCUUCUCUGUCCUCACGCCCGCUGUGCUGAAAUCAGCCUCGAACCGACAGCAAUGUAACGGCAAUGAGACAAAGACACCGGCAGCCCGACGAACACACCGAUAAUGGACGAUGAUUUGUUUCAGUUAAGACAGCUCCCAGUGGUGAAAUUUCGGCGUACAGGUGAAAGCGCUCGCUCAGAGGAUGAGUGUGGCGGCAGGGAAGAGGCUUUGCAGGUGGAGGGAGGACGGAUGGAUAUGGAGUCUGUUUCCCUGGCUGAUGCUGCUCCGGUGCCUCGGGAAUUUGCCAACCCCACUGAUGAUACCUUCAUGGUUGAGGAUGCAGUGGAAGCCAUUGGCUUUGGAACGUUCCAGUGGAAACUGUCCAUCCUGACUGGACUUUCCUGGAUGGCCGACGCCAUGGAGAUGAUGAUUCUCAGUAUAUUGGCCCCUCAACUGCACUGUGAGUGGGCACUGCCCAGCUGGGAGGUGGCACUGCUAACUUCGGUAGUAUUUAUUGGAAUGAUGAUCAGUUCUUCAUUAUGGGGAAACAUAUCUGAUAGAUAUGGGAGAAAAACAGGUUUGAAGAUGAGUGUAUUAUGGACCCUGUUUUACAGCCUCCUCAGUGCGUUUGCACCUAUAUACGGAUGGAUUCUGUUCCUCAGAGCUCUGGUGGGCUUCGGCAUUGGAGGGGCUCCACAAUCAGUAACAUUGUAUGCUGAGUUUCUCCCCAUGCGGUCCAGAGCCACUUGCAUUCUGCUGAUAGAGAUAUUCUGGGCGUUGGGUACAGUAUUUGAAGUGCUGCUGGCUAUUUUGGUGAUGCCAACUUUGGGCUGGCGCUGGCUGCUGGCCCUCUCCACCAUUCCACUCUUCAUUUUUGCUUUUUUUUGCUUUUGGCUGCCGGAGAGCGCUCGUUACGACGUCCUGACAGGAAACCAGGAGAAGGCUUUAAACACACUCAAACGCAUUGCAACAGAGAAUAAUGUCCCCAUGCCGCUGGGAAAACUCAUAGUGGCCAGACAGGAGGACAGGGGGAAAAUUCAAGAUCUUUUCUCUCCACACUUCCGUUGGACCACUGUUCUGCUCUGGUUCAUAUGGUUCUCUAAUGCAUUCUCAUAUUAUGGUGUGGUUUUGCUGACCACUGAGCUUUUCCAGGAGGGAGGCGCCUGUGGUAGGGCGAAGGGCAGUAAAAGGGAGCCAAGUUGCAGUUUGGAGUGCAAAUAUCUGAAUUCAGAUGAUUACAAAGACCUUCUGUGGACCACACUUUCUGAGUUUCCUGGCCUGCUGGUGACCCUGUGGGCGAUUGAUCGAUUAGGGAGGAGGAUGACUAUGGCAUUGUGUUUCUUUGUCUUCUCCCUCUGCAUUGUGCCGCUCUACGGCUGUGUGGGAAGGACAUCUUUGACAGUAUUUAUAUUCAUUGCGAGGGCUUUUAUCGCUGGAGGUUUCCAGGCUGCAUAUGUGUACACCCCUGAGGUGUAUCCCACAGCCACGAGGGCACUGGGUUUGGGCACCAGUAGUGGGAUGGCUCGGGUUGGAGCUCUCAUCACACCAUUUGUGGCACAGGUGAUGCUGGAAUCAUCUGUGUACCUGACUCUGUCGGUGUACUGCUGCUGCUGUUUGCUGGCUGCUAUCGCUUCCUGUGCCCUGCCCAUAGAGACCACAGGACGAGGCCUCCAGGAGUCCAGUCACAGAGAGUGGGGCCAGGAGAUGAUGGGACGGGCCUCAGACCACAGUCCUGGAGGGAUUCCACAUUCCAGCUCUGGAUCACAGGACUAAGAAACACCACAGAUAG
Sinocyclocheilus rhinocerous is the source of this 1821-nucleotide messenger RNA. RefSeq names its product synaptic vesicle 2-related protein. Gene Ontology annotation, biological process: transmembrane transport. The transcript is spliced from 16 exons. The record is from RefSeq and is a predicted model, not a curated record. NCBI's taxonomy places the organism in Eukaryota, Metazoa, Chordata, Actinopteri, Cypriniformes, Cyprinidae. Bases 156 to 1805 code for a protein of 549 amino acids. Gene Ontology annotation, cellular component: membrane. Gene Ontology annotation, molecular function: transmembrane transporter activity.